AUGGCCGCCCCCGUCCGCCGCCUCCAACAAACCCUCUCGCACCUGCAAUCCCCCCAACCCACACACCUCUCCAUCGUCCACGGCCCAACCGAGCCGGAACUGCUGGACGUCACGCUCGGCGAGCUCCUAACGCUGCAGAGCCUGCAGUAUGGCGACUACGAGUGUCUUGUGUUCCCGUGGACCGGGGCGCGCUGGACAUACGCGGAUCUGAACGAUGAGGCGGACCGCGUUGCGCGCGGGAUGCUGGCGAUGGGGAUUCAGAAGGGGGACCGCGUGGGCAUCAUGGCGGGAAACUGCGAGCAGUAUAUUUCGAUUUUCUUUGCGGCGGCGCGCGUGGGUGCAAUUCUGGUCGUGCUGAAUAAUACGUAUACGCCGAGUGAGCUCUAUUAUGCGCUUGAUCAUACGGGUAUGCUUGAUUUGAACGAGUCUGGAGUUAGAAUUAGGGAGCUAAUGGAACGAUGGGUAGACUGCAGACUACUCUUCUUGACCCCCCGCAUCAACAAGCACUCCCUCGAGGAUGUCCUCACCAAACUCGGCCCGCACCCCAAGGCCGCUGGCACGUCCAAAGCCCUCGAAGAGAUCGUCGUCAUCCGCGGCACAUACAAGGACUUCACGACCUACGCGCAGGUCAUUGAGCGCGGGAUCCCGCUGCCCGCUAACGCCCUCCCCGAGCGUGAGACCCAAUUGCAGCCUGAAGACGUCUGCAACCUCCAGUUCACGUCCGGGUCAACGGGGAACCCCAAGGCCGCGAUGCUGACGCACCACAACCUCGUCAACAACUCCCGCUUCAUCGGCGACCGCAUGAACCUCACCUCCUUCGACAUCCUCUGCUGCCCGCCGCCCCUCUUCCACUGCUUCGGACUGGUCCUAGGCAUGCUGGCCGUCGUAACGCACGGGUCCAAAAUCAUCUUCCCGGCCGAGACCUUCGACCCCCUCGCAACGCUGCACGCCAUCUCCGACGAGAAGUGCACGGCUCUCCACGGCGUGCCGACAAUGUUCGAGGCGAUCCUGUCCUUCGAUAAACCGCCCAACUUCGACUGCUCCAAUCUCCGCACUGGAAUCAUCGCCGGCGCCCCCGUGCCCCGCCCGCUCAUGAAACGCCUCUUCGACGAGCUGAAUAUGAGGCAGUAUACCAGUAGCUACGGACUAACCGAAGCAUCCCCAACCUGCUUCAACGCCCUGACAACCGACAGCAUCGAAACCCGCCUCCGCACCGUAGGCAAGGUGAUGCCGCACGCGAAAGCCAAAAUCAUCGACGGCUCCGGCGCCAUCGUCCCCGUCGGCACGCGCGGCGAACUCUGCAUGGCCGGAUACCAGCUGACAAAGGGGUACUGGAACAACGCGGCCAAGACGGCGGAGACGCUGGUGACCGACGAGCAGGGGACCGUGUGGCUGAAGACAGGCGACGAGGCGGUCUUCGACAAAGAUGGGUACUGCAGUAUUACGGGGCGGUUCAAGGAUAUCAUCAUCCGUGGCGGCGAAAACAUCUACCCCCUCGAAAUCGAAGAGCGGCUGUCCGCGCACCCGUCAAUCGCACUGUCAAGCGUGAUCGGGAUCCCGGACCCCAAAUACGGCGAGGUCGUGGGUGCAUUCAUCGCCCUUGCAGACGGAACGACACGACCAUCCGACGACGAACUGCGGGCGUGGACGCGCGAGACGCUCGGUCGGCACAAGGCGCCGCAGCAUGUAUUUGUGUUUGGGGAGGAGGGCGUGGAUAGGACGGUUCCUGUUACGGGGAGCGGGAAGGUGCGGAAGGUGGAUUUGCGGAAGAUUGCGGAGGGGGUUUUGGGGAGGCGGAAUGGCAAUGCUAGGGAAGUGCAGGCUACGGCGUAA
This is a messenger RNA of Aspergillus mulundensis, 1833 nucleotides long. It is a transcript of the gene sidI, whose product is annotated as putative long-chain-fatty-acid-CoA ligase. NCBI's taxonomy places the organism in Eukaryota, Fungi, Ascomycota, Eurotiomycetes, Eurotiales, Aspergillaceae. The transcript has 4 exons. Gene Ontology annotation, biological process: fatty acid metabolic process. Bases 1 to 1833 code for a protein of 610 amino acids. The record is from RefSeq and is a predicted model, not a curated record. Gene Ontology annotation, molecular function: medium-chain fatty acid-CoA ligase activity.